ACAGCAUCGACAACGUCAACAGCAUUCUUAUGACGAUGGCUCUGGACUCGAGAUUGAUGCCUUCUCCUUCAUCGCCCUCGGCAUCUUUUUAUGAGGGCAGGGUUCACUCUUCAGCUUCAACGCCAUCGCUCAGAUCUCGAGAUGCGGCUUUAUCCAUGCCCGCCAGAAUGGAGGGGGGAGGAAAUGUCAAGGUCGUAGUCCGAGUGAGAGCAUUUCUCAAGAGAGAACUUGAACGCCAGGCAAAAUGUCUGAUCCAAAUGGACCCCAUCACUCAACUCACAACACUCUCCGCACCCGAUGAUCCCGACCCAGAGGCUGCAAAGCUAAAGGCCAAGAAGGUCAUCGAGGAGAAGAAAUUUACUUUCGAUAACUCCUUCUGGAGUCAUGACACUAACGACAAGCACUACGCCACUCAGGAAGACGUUUACAACAGCCUUGGCGAGGACUUUCUCGAUCACAACUUCGAAGGCUACCACACGUGUAUCUUUGCCUACGGACAGACUGGAUCUGGAAAGAGUUACACCAUGAUGGGCACUCCAGACCAGCCUGGCCUGAUUCCUCGGACUUGCGAGGAUCUCUUUGAGCGUAUCGACGCCGCUCACUGCGAGAACUCAAACGUCGCCUAUAAUGUUCGCGUCUCAUACUUUGAAGUCUACAAUGAGCACGUCCGUGACCUCCUCGUUCCUCCUCAAACGCACAAGGCGCCCAAUUAUCUCAAGAUUCGCGAAUCUCCCACUGAAGGUCCAUACGUCAAGGAUCUUACCGAGGUGCCCGUGCGAAACAUCAAUGAGAUUCUGCGCUACAUGAAAUUGGGCGAUACAUCUCGUACGGUAGCGAGCACAAAGAUGAACGAUACAAGUAGUCGAAGUCACGCCGUUUUCACAAUCAUGCUGAAACAAAUUCACCACGAUAUGGAAACCGACGAGACGACAGAGCGAAGCUCUCGCAUUCGACUGGUGGAUCUGGCUGGUAGCGAGAGAGCGAAGGCCACCGAGGCUACUGGUGCGCGAUUACGUGAAGGUAGCAACAUCAACAAAUCACUGACCACGCUGGGACGUGUAAUUGCUGCUCUAGCGGACCCCAAGGCCGGAAGAGGUGGAAAGCGAAAAGAGGUUGUCCCAUACCGAGACUCAAUCCUCACCUGGCUUCUCAAAGACUCACUGGGAGGAAACAGCAAGACGGCCAUGAUUGCUUGCAUCGCACCCUCAGAUUACGAUGAAACCCUUUCCACACUGCGAUAUGCCGACCAAGCCAAACGAAUCCGAACUAGAGCUGUUGUCAACCAGGACCACAUAUCAACAGCCGAGCGAGACGCACAGAUUGCUGCCAUGGCGGAGGAAAUUCGUAUUCUGCAGCUUUCCGUAUCAGACUCGAGACAGCGUGAGAAGAACGCCAAGGAAGCUGAGGACAAACUGGAGGAGUACCAGACUCAUGUCAACUCUAUGCAGCGCAUGAUGGAGGAGCGCAGCAUGGUAGCUGAGAGCAAGAUCAAGAAGCUUCAGACGGAAAAUGAGGCCUUGAAACUGCACCUGAAGCUCGCUAUCGAAAGCCUCAAGAACCCUAUUCCUCCAGUUGUCGUGAAGCCAGAGCGAGAAGUCGACGAGCAGGACAAGGAGAAUGCCUCCGAAUAUAGUGAGUACGAUGACGAUCAGUACGAUUCGGAGAGCACAGCAUAUGGUGAGGAUGAGCUGCAAGAAGAAAUGCAGCAAUACCUCCAGGAUAUGGGUAACUUGAGGAAGUUGAUGCAAGGGGACUUGACGAGGUUUAAGAAUGAGAACAGCGCGAGAAUGCCACUGGGCGCAAAGGAAACCCUCUGAAAGGAAUGACCAACGAAGCAGAAGUGGUUGAAGGAAGAUUUGCUAGCAUGAAUGGAGCAUGGUGUUUUGGAAGCGUUGUUUGAAUGACUGGGUCGGAUUAGAUUCACUGGAUGUCUCUUUGAGUUUGCUGGACAAUAGGCUACGUUACGUUACAUUACAAUGAUUUAAAUAUGAAGAAUUCUAUCA
Fusarium oxysporum Fo47 is the source of this 2003-nucleotide messenger RNA. RefSeq names its product kinesin-3 family protein uncB. Gene Ontology annotation, biological process: microtubule-based movement; mitotic spindle organization. Gene Ontology annotation, molecular function: ATP binding; microtubule binding; microtubule motor activity. The transcript has 2 exons. Bases 30 to 1817 code for a protein of 595 amino acids. NCBI's taxonomy places the organism in Eukaryota, Fungi, Ascomycota, Sordariomycetes, Hypocreales, Nectriaceae. The record is from RefSeq and is a predicted model, not a curated record.